GGGCAUCUGGGUUUUGUGGAGUCCCUGGAGGGAGGUCUUGGUGUCUUUGAGGGGAGUGGGGGUCUCAGGUGUCUCAGGGGGGUCACUGGGGAUCUCAGUGGGUCUGGGGUCCCGCUGACCCCCCCUGCCCCCCCAAAAUUUUGGCAGUGGUGCGGCGCUGUUUGCCGGCGCUGAGCUCCCGCGAUGGCGUGCUGACGGUGGACAACGUCACCAGCUACGAGGACGGGCAGGGGCAGCUCCGAAACGUCAGCGAGCUGCUGCAGGGAGCCAGGAGCGCCAACGCGGUGCUGGAGGGGCGGCAGUUGGCCAUGCGCAUCUUUGAGGAUUACACGGUCUCGUGGUAUUGGAUCGUCAUAGGGUUGGUGAUCGCCAUGGCUGCCAGCUUGCUGUUCAUCGUGCUGCUGCGCUUCGUGGCGGGCGCCGUGCUGGGCGCCGCGCUGCUGCUGCUCGUCGUCGUGCUCGGAUACGGUGCGUGGGGACCCCCCCCCCAUAAAUCCCACCCGAGAGACCCCCAAGGCUUCAGAGCCUCCCGCAGACCCUCCCAAGAUCCUCAGGAGACCCUGAGACCCCCAAGAGUUCCGGAGACCGCCCUGAGAGGCCCCAGGGACCCUCAGAAGCUCCUUGAGACCCCCAGACACCCUCCAAGGACCCCCCUGAGACCCCCAAGAGCUGAGACCCCCCACUCACCCCCUCUGAGACCCCAGA
Messenger RNA from Phasianus colchicus (ring-necked pheasant), 705 nucleotides. The record is from RefSeq and is a predicted model, not a curated record. Lineage: Eukaryota; Metazoa; Chordata; Aves; Galliformes; Phasianidae.